This is a messenger RNA of Cryptomeria japonica (Japanese cedar), 983 nucleotides long. RefSeq names its product cytosolic sulfotransferase 5. Gene Ontology annotation, cellular component: cytoplasm. Lineage: Eukaryota; Viridiplantae; Streptophyta; Pinopsida; Cupressales; Cupressaceae. Gene Ontology annotation, molecular function: sulfotransferase activity. The record is from RefSeq and is a predicted model, not a curated record. Gene Ontology annotation, biological process: sulfation.
AUGGAGCUGCAUGCACGAACAGCAUCAGCUAUGUUCAGGGAGGACGAUGUGUUUGUGUGUUCUGGAUUCAAGACGGGAACCACCUGGUUGAAAUCAAUCGUUGCCAGCAUUAUGAGUGAAAGCAAGGGCCACGUUCUGAAGGGAAAGAGCAUCCAUGACUUGAUUCCCCGGUUAGAUAGAUUCUACAACUCACAAGCAAUGCCUAAUGCCUCUACUCCGAUUGAAGAAAUGCCCUCGCCAAGGUUGCUUGGCACCCACCUUCCCACCUUCCCUACUCUUUAUACCGCUCGAAAUCCCAAGGACACAUUCGUUUCCCACUGGAAGUUCUUGCCUGCAAUACAAGGUGUCUUUACUGGUGAAACUACAUCUCCAGUUUCCAAGGAGGUAUUCUUUGAUUCAUUCUGUAAUGGUGUCUCUCUCUAUGGUCCUUUUGUUAAUCAUGUCUUGAGCUUUUGGAAUGCCAGUAGGAAUCGAAGUAACAUCUUGUUUUUGACAUACGAAGUGAAGGCAGAUUCUUUGUCCCACAUCAAAAGGAUUUCUGAUUUCCUGGGGCAAUCUUCUUUGACAGAGGAAGACAUUAGUUGCAUAGACAGUCAAUGCAGCUUUCAAUCUCUUUCCACUCUAGAUGUUAACAUUAAUGGCAAAGUGGAUUUAAAAAAUGCCCACUUAAGCAAUCGACAUUUUUUUCGCAAAGGUGAAGUGGGUGAUUGGAAGAAUCAUUUCACCCUAGAAAUGAACAGCCGUAUGGAUUUAGUAGUGGAAAGUAAGUUUCAAGAAGCCGGCUUGUUCCUCAAGUAUGAAGUCUGAGAUGCAGAAACCGUCUCGUCAAACUAUCUGUACUCUCUCUUUGAAGUGUCCAUGUUUUCGGCAAAAUGCAAAUAAAGUGUAAACAAAAAUGUAACAUUUUGUCUUUUAAACUUGGAAGAGCUUGAUCUUUUAUUAUAGCAAAGAAUGCCAAAUAUAACUCUAUAAGCUUUCCCCUA